Molecule: messenger RNA, 9619 nt
Organism: Antechinus flavipes (yellow-footed antechinus)
Lineage: Eukaryota; Metazoa; Chordata; Mammalia; Dasyuromorphia; Dasyuridae
Product: immunoglobulin superfamily DCC subclass member 3-like
Exons: 14
Coding region: 1-2235 (744 amino acids)
Biological process (GO): cell-cell adhesion; axon guidance
Cellular component (GO): plasma membrane; axon
Molecular function (GO): protein binding
Source: RefSeq, a predicted model, not a curated record
AUGGAGGAGGGUCAAGGCUGUAGGAGAGGAAGAACAAGGCAAAAGGCAACAAGAUCUUUCUCCAGUCACAGAGAAGGGAGAGAGAACGAUGGGGAAGCAGGGAAGGGGCUGGCGUUCACUGGGAUUCUAUCCUGGCAAUACCCACUGAGCCUGCCCUUCUCUACAGGUGGAGCUGCGGGCUCUGAGCUGGCCUUCGUGCAGGAGCCAGGGGACGUGGUGGCUCUGCGGGAGCACCCACUGCUGCUGAGGUGCCAGGUGGAAGGGGAGCCCCCCAUCACCAUCUCCUGGCAGCGCGAUGGGAUGCCCCUGGGAAACAACAGCGGCGCCACCCUGAUGCCAGAUGGAUCUCUGCACCUUGGGGGCUUCCCCAACCGUCAUGCCCCUCAGGGUUCACCCCUAGCUUCUGCUGGUGUCCAUGAAUACAACUGUGUGGCUCAAAACCGCUAUGGACGGUUGGUGAGCCGCAGGGCACGGGUGCAGCUGGCAAGUCUGUCUCGAUUUCAUCAACACCCCGAGUCCAUGGUGGUGGAGCAGGGAGGCGUGGCCCGUUUCCAGUGCCUGAUCCGAGGGGUACCUGAGCCAACGAUCUCCUGGGAACACAACCGCACUGCCUUGAGCCCUGCCAACCACAGAUUCACCUUGCUACCUGCAGGCAUUCUACAGAUCACAAGCGUGGGACAGUCUGAUGUAGGGACCUACAGGUGUGUGGCAAGAAAUAUAGCCGGUACCAGGUACAGCCAGGAGGCCCAACUUGCACUGAGCGGUACAGUGUCUCCUCCGAGGCUACUUCAGGAACCAGAGAUUCUCUCAGGACCUCAGAACCUGACGCUCACAGUGCACCAGACUGCAGUGCUGGAGUGCAUUGCUACUGGCCAUCCGCGCCCCUUGGUCUCCUGGAGUCGCCUGGAUGGUCGCUCCAUUGGGGUUGAAGGAAUCCAGGUUCUGGGGACUGGGAACCUGAUGAUCUCAGACGUGUCUGUCCAGCACUCUGGAGUGUAUGUCUGUGCCGCAAACCGUCCAGGCACCAGGGUCCGGCGAACAGCCCAGGGGGUCCUUCUGGUGCAGGCCCCUCCAGAGUUUGUGCAGUGGCCGCAGUCGGUGUCGAAGCCGCCCGGCAGCAGCGCCAUCUUCACGUGCGUGGCCCACGGGGUUCCCGAACCCCGGCUGAUCUGGCUGAAGAACGGGAAGGUCUUAAACCCCGACGAUAACGUCAGGCUCACCCACAACAACAGCACCCUGAUGCUGGCCGCCGUCACGGCCGCGGACGAGGCCAUCUACCAGUGCGUGGCUGAGAACAGCGCGGGCUCCAAUCAGGCCAGUGCCCGCCUGGCGGUGGCCGGGGCCCCCCAGCUGCCCCCCGCUCCUCAAGGCCUGCGGGCGUCCGCCCUCUCCGCCUCCACUGUCCGGGUCUCCUGGGAGCCUCCUCCUGCCGGUGACCACCCCAGCAUCAUCGGCUACGUGCUGCAUCUCCAGCCCGAGGGAGAGCCACCUGGCAGGGGACUGCAGGAGGCAGUGAGCAAGGGGACCUUUGAACAUGUUUUCACCAACCUGGAGCCAGCAACCACCUAUUCCAUCCGUCUCCGGGCGUAUUCUGCCGAGGGGGCCAGCCAGGACUCCCCUCCUGUCCACAUCACCACCAUGGGCAGCGCUCCCGCAGCCCUUGGUUUCUACACCAAAGUGCUCAACGCCACCUCAGUGCAGGCCUCCUGGGAGCUGCCCCCCCAGCCUGGGCUCAUCCAAGGCUUCAAGCUCUUCCACAGGAAGCUGCCUGCUGCCCACUUUGAGGGACCCCUCCUCCUGGCCAGCAGCGCCAGCUCCUUCCUCUACACUGACCUCGAGCCUGCUGCCCUGUAUGAAAUUAAGCUUCAAGCCUUCAACGGAAAUGGGGAUGGAAACAGCACGGCGCGCUUCGUCUCACUGCGGGAUGCCCUGACAGCAGACGUGGAUCCCAAGGCUGGGUGCCCCUGCAGCCAGGAUGGGGAAACCCCAUUCACGGGGAACACCCAAAUGUCGGGCGUGUUUGUGGGCAUCCACGUGGGUUUUGCUGCCCUCAUCAUCUGUCUCCUCUGCCUCCUCCUGGGCUGGCAACGUAGGAAAGGGUCCGGGGAGCAUUGGACAGUACCCCCAGGCUCUGCUGACAGGGCUUCACUAGGUCAACUGGAAAGUGGAGGAAAACCCGGAGAGAGGAUUGAGCUCAUUUCCCAGGUCACUGUGGAGCAACAGUCUGCAGCCUAAGGACCUUCCUCCCCAACGGCCCCAAGAAGCUCCGGAACCACCAAAGAAGCUACCUCAACUUUCCCUACUUCCAGAGUCAGGACAGAACCAAAGCUACCUCAGCCCCUGCCUAGGGGAAGGGGAGAAAGUUUUCAGUCGUUUCUUCAUUUCUAGUCCUUCCCCUCUCGGUGAUGGGACUUCUGGGGGACAGAUUAUGUUUCCCUGUCACCACACCAAAUACUCUCAAACCAAACUACUCUCAGGAACUCGAGUCCAGGUCCCACUUUCCCAAUCCACAAUGUCUCAAUCCAAAUAUGACUGCCCAAAGAUGUAUAGCUUUAAGGAGUCCUCCCCAAAUGGGGGAGACACAGUAAGGGGUUGUUGUCCCCUCCCUAUUCUAGUCAGACCCUUUCUCCUCUUAUUCAACUCUCUUCUUCUUAUUUCACUCCCUCUGCCCCCAAGUUCAGAUGAGACAGUUCCUUGCCGGGAGGCACAGGCAUCUGAUGUCAGCAGUUCCAAUGUCUGAGAGUGUGUUCUAAGGUGCUUAAUCUCAACUGCCUACCUCCUACUUCUCCCAGAGCCUGGUCAUCGUGUAUACACACGUGUUCCCAAAUGUUCGGGCAGAUCUUCUCUGAGGCAACCAAAAACACUCCAAACUCUCAAUGGAGAUUUGGGGUUCUCGAGCAUGGGGUAAAGAGAUUAUCCUACCCCAUAAUCCAAAGCAAUGGCCUUGUCUGAAGGCCCUUAUCUUCCUUCUCUCCCAUUUGAUUUUUAUUUUCGAAAGCAGAGAAUUUAGUAUGAGUCAGGUUUGGUUUUUUGCAGGCAUAAACCCCUAGUAGAAUAAGCACAAGGGGCCAUGGGCAGCUCCUCCUAAAAAAAAUUAUAUUCCCCGCUCCUGCCCCAUUAGGGUCAGCCUUUGCCGUCCUUUCCUCCUUCAAACAUCCUUCCUGACCCCAAAGCCAAAGCCUCCACAUCCUAAGCCCAGUCCUUCAGCCAUGUUUCUUCACCCUCCCAGUAUCAAGCCAAAAAAUCCUGUGGAGAAUGUUGAGGGCUUAGGAGUGGACCCAACCCAAACCUGCGCUUGUAGCAAUUUUGUUGAGUGAUGCUAGCACCAAUGAAAAGCUCCCAACAAACCCCGUCCCAGGAACUCCAGGCCACUCCACACACCUUCUAACAUAAUACGGGAGCAGGAGCAACUGGACCCAAGAACGGUGUGAAGGCAGACCCGCACAGUGGUCAAUGGCCACCCCCCACACUUGUGGAGAAGGCGCUCAUUCCAUGGAGUAUUCUGAUGCUAUAGCUUUGUUGGAAAUAAAAGCCGAAAUGGAGAACACAAUUAAGAGUUGACUCUAUGCUUAAAGGCAAAAAAAAAAGGAAGCUUGUGCCAGGUAGGGUGUCAGGGUGUGACAUCCUAAGAGAGAGAGAAUGGAAUAAGGUAAUCCUGCCAUGCCUUUGCAAUGGCAACGGGUGCUUUAGUUUAGGCAACAACUGGAGUCAGGGAGAUGGUGUAUUCUCCUUACUUAGAUAUGAAAGGCUUUGAUGGAAAUGGAAUCAUAGGGGACAUCUGCUAACCUAUCCCCGAGACUUGUUUUAUUGCAAUUCCUUUCUGUGUUGUGUUAUUCUAACAAAAAGGCAUUUUGUUCCUCAAAGAGGACAAUGUGAGCGAUCUGAGGACAAGAAUGGAGGGUGAAAGGAUAGACACACGGGGUGAAGUACAGCAGACAAAUUUCACUUUUGCUUACAGACAGCAAAGUACAAUAUGAAUCCAGAGGCAAGGCAAAAUCGGCCAGUUUAUUCCUUCAUGCUCCUGGAUAGAGGGGGACUACUGCUCCUUUCCCACCCUUCCAAUCCCAAUCCCCAUGCCCAAACCAUCAACCACAGGAAAAUUUAGAAACCAUUCCUUUCUUUAUUAAACAUAGCUUGCAAGUGAUAAAUAUUACAAAGUUUUUUUUUUCUUUUAAUCCUUUCUCCAAAAAUUAGCUUAUUAUUUGAAUCUGUCACUGCAGAAGCGCUUGGCAGUAUCUGAAACAGAUGGGGGUGUAUUUGUCCUUUUGAAAACCAGUUUCUAUUGGUCUUAGUCUUUUUAUUUCUUUCCCAAACACAAUGCAGAAAAUAAAAAUGAAGAGGCAAAAUAAGGAAACUUAGAGUUGUGCAAAAGGGUCUUGCUCCCCCCCCCCGCCUGCCCCCAUGAAAGGGCAUCUCCUAAUCCCUCAACUCCCCCCACACACCCUAUAUAUCCCACCCACUACCUCCAGACAUCAUCUAGUCAAGAAUUUGGAGGAAGCCGAUGGUGGGCUCGGUCUGCAAUGUUAGGGGUGGGAUAAGGAACCUUGGUCAUCUAAGGGGUGAAGUAGGAAGAAAAGAUGUGCCUAAUUCUCCUCUAACAAGGAGUCAGAGUCCAAGGUCCUGUGGUCUCCAAAGGCAGUGGGACUGUAGAGGAUGUGAGACACUUCUACAGCCAGUCUGACUAGAAAGUAAGGGCAUUUGCACCUGUGUCCAAGGCUAGCCCAACAGCCUUGGGGGGAGGGAAGACCAUGGAUUAUUGCCUCACUGGGCACUCAAUACCUACAUCGAAGAGAUCAUUGCCAUUCUAGCCAUAGACUUAAUUCUGCUGCCAGUCUAAAGAGAUACCAACUUGAAGGGACCACUGGAUGCCCCCAGAUUCUUCCUCCCUGACUUAUUCUAACUCGUUCCUCCCUCCCCUUCUAUGGAUGGUAGUUGGGGAGUGGCCAGAUAUAUUUUAAGAAUAUAUGUAAUUCAAACUUGUCUUAAUUUUGUCCCAAGUUACCCAGCAGAAAUCACGAGUAGAAUUCAUCUCUUGACUGUCUCUCACCACCCUAUCCUUCCUUCAUACGAAGGGCUCUUCACUCUGCCUCGCCCAUCCCCAACCCCAGCAAGAGUCAUGAGCUUACCAGUUUGGUUGAGGCUUCAUCUCAAUUUAUACUUAUCACAGAUGUUAGUGCUCAACUGAAUGUGGUACAUUAUAUGAAACUUUCUUGGGGUGACAAUCACAAAGAGUUUCUUCCUUCUUAACCCACAUUUCCUCCCCUACCAACCUUCUAAGACAAUUAGCCCAAGCUCUUUCCUCUGGAUAAUAUUUUUAGGGUAUGGGGUGUGGGAGAGAUCUCUGGUGUAAGAAAAUCUGACACUGUGGUUUGUUAUAUAGUAGGUAUAUUGUAUAUAGGCUGAUGCAAUCAGAGGAAAAAAAAAACAGUGCAAAUACAAUUACAGUUCAUAAUACUUGGUUUCAAUGCCCCCUGGGAACUGUUCCGUUCCUCAGCUACCUCCCAGUCCCCCAGCAUCCCCCACUUCCCCCAGAGUGUCAACCUAAUGCUGGGAAAGGAGGUGGGGCAGCUGGGGUGGGGGGAGGGCUCUGCCAAGGCAGUGCUGGUGACCUGGAGGGGCAGCUCCAGGGUGGGGAGGCAAGGCACAGUUGGGGGGGAGGGGGGGCAUCUCCAAAGCGGGGUGGGGAUUCAGGGAAGCCAGCUGCCAAACUGGCCUAUCCCCUUGCCCCAUCAUCCACAGCCCUGCCUCCUAACCCCCAGAAACCCUUUUGCACGGAUCAUACACAAACGGGCACAGUACAAAAUGACGUAACACAGUUUCACAAUAUCCAUGGCUAGGGCUUUUUUUUCCACUUUUUUCAUGUUUUUUUUUUUCUACACAAUGUACAAUUCUUCCUUUUUAAAUGGAUCAAGAAAUAGCUUAUAUACACGAAUGAGUCCUUGUUAUAACAUCUCGGCAGCAAAUAUCAUAAGCUAAUGAAGAUCUCAUUGGGAGAGGGAACCUGGGCUUGGGGGAGAGGGUAGGAAUGGGGAAGGGAAAAGGGUUAUGCUUUUAGGAUUGGGGAGGAUGGGAAAGAGGGAUUAAAAGUAAAAUAUCAAGAAGCAUCUUUACAAAGCAGUUCUACAGCUAAUUUCUUUAAAAAGGGAAAGGAAAGGAAACCAAAGCAGGAAAACACUUUAUCUGCAUCUUAAAAAAAAAAAAAAAAAAAAAGACAAGAAAAAUAGCAGGGAAGAAAAAGAAAAAAGAAAAGAGAAAAGAAAAGAGAAUAAAAGAGCAAAGCAGGGGAGAGAGAAAAAAGAACAGAGAAAUUUCUACCAUACAUUACAUCCAAAAUGUGGAAAAAAAUAUUUAUUCCAGGGACAGGUAGGGGACUGGAUGCUAUGGUCAAUGACAAAAUAAAAAUGGGACCUCAGUUCUCAUUUUUUACUUUCCACUGGAGGCCUUUUGCCCUAAAUCCAUCCCCUUGCUUCUAGGGAGCAGGUACUGCCUAUAACCUGCUGGUCCCAGUUUUCCUCAAGCACCUCUGGAGAUUAGUGUGGGGAGAAGCCAUGUAGUACUGGUGGACCCCUCGUUCUACCUCCACCUUGAGCACCAGAAGGAAGACUCCCAGAAUAAUGGGUAUUUUCUACCUUCCUUAAGAUAAAGGAUAUCCUACCUGAAGGACCUCAGUUCAGUGUCCACAUAGACCAGGGCCAUUAGGGACCUUAGAUACUUGGGAGUUAGAAGAUGAGUUAUGAGCAGAUAUAAGGGAUGUUGGAAGGGGAAAGUACAGACAAAAGGAAUCAGUGAUGAAAGGGAGAAUUUGAGAAGAGAAAGGGGAAAAGAGAGAUGGAGGACUAACACUUUACCAUGAUUCAGAAGACCAUAUUGGCCAAUCCACCCAACACUAACCUCUGAAAGAAUGGGGAUAGGGAGGGAAGUAGGGACUAGUGGAACAAGAACAAAACCUCAGCUAACAAGCAAAGGAUCACAGAUCUCUUUAUCAACAAGCAGCAUCUGUAGCUUGAUCUUGAAGAAGAAAGAAGAGGAAAGUAGGGAAGACAUGCUGCAUUUCUCCCUCCACCACAUCACGUAAUUUCCCUCUCCCUGGAAAUAGGUACUAGAACUACAGGUCUGCCUUCAUGCAAAAAUCACCUUAUACACCCAUUUCCAAGGCCAAUACAGUGGUAGCUGGUUCCUAGGGUAGGGAUUUAAACUCAAGGCUGGGACUACCACCAGCCACAUGGUAUUGCACAUUCUUUUUUUCCUUACUUUUAAUCUCAAAUGACACACCUGGGCACCUUGUACCUUUGGGCAGGGGAAGCUGGAUACAUGACAGAAAUGGCACUUUAUCAUGUGUUUGUGUUGGGAUAGAAGGUGGAGAGGGGAAGGAGAGGCUAGAGAGACAUGCCACAUGGCAAGAUGACAUAAGAAAAACAUUAAAAAAAUAAAAACAAAAAAAAAAAAAAACCUUCCAAUUUUGAGGAAGAGAGAGAAAAACAAAACCAAACUAUUCAUCCAGUGCUUUCAAAGCACAGAGAGCAAAGAAAAGAUGUAAGAAUAUAUAUUUAUAUAUAUAUAUAGAAUUUUAAAAUAAUCCCAGAACCCACCCAAUACUAUUCCCCCCACCCCCACCCCAUUUACAGUCAGGGGGCACCACACACCCCAUCAGACAACACUCGCAACAACAACCCCAUCGCUACCGGUUACUAGCUUCUAGCUUCCAGAUCCUUUCACCACCAGGGAGUCCAGACACAUGCUGUAUCUUUGCCCCUCUAUUAAGUGCUCAAUGGAUUUUGGGGAGGAGGAAGAAAAAAAAUUGGGGAAGGCCCGUGGGGCCAGUACAAUCACCCGAAAUGGCACAGGGUUGUCAGGAGUGGAUAGAAGAUCAAAGCCUGGACCCAACUCCUUUAUCCCUAUUCUGAACACCAAAAGCCUUUUGGGAGAAUGUGUAGUUUUUUCUUUCUUUCAUUAGUUUUUAAAAGUGCCUUUUUUUUUUUUUUUCGGGUGGGGGGCUUCCUGGCUGGUUUUGGGAACAGGGUCAGGAUCUCACACUCCUUCCCCGUGCCUUUCUUUUGGGCAUGCUCUAUUUAGGGGACCUCUGGCAGUUUAUUGGCGCUAGAAGGGUGUGUGUUUGAGGGCUGCACGCCUCAAAGAAAACCUGGCACCUUCCCUAUCCCCCUCAAUCCAAAAGGUAAGCAGACUGGGUGCUAAUUUCCUCCCCCCAUUCCCAGAAUGACAUUGCACAAUUCAAUUCAUUUUCUACAUUAGUAGUAAUUCCCAAACAAAACAAAAACAAAAAUAAAACUAAUAUAAUUCUGAAAAUACUUUAAAAACCAACUUUAGAUCUCAGAAGCAGCCUCUGAAGCCGGUUUUGAAGUGAGACAUUUGGCUUGGUGCAAUAACAAAUUUGCCAAGGGUAUGGUCAGGAUGGAGCUCCCACCUAGGUAGGAAACCUUUCCUUUCAUUCCCUUCUCCUCCAUAUACAGGAGGCAAAAGGGAGAGAAGCCAGACUGCAAAUGUUAACCAACUUUACCUUCAUGGAGAAAACCCCUUCUGUUCUUCCUUCCUCCACAACUAUUCCUCCCCUUUCCCAAUUUACUCACUCCCAUUCCAACUUCCAGGUCCCCCAAUCAAAUUCUGCUUGGGGGUCAGAUGAUGCCUUUCAUUGAUAGUGUAGCUGGUGCUACAGUCAGAAGGGACAGAUUAGGAUGACUUUACUAAACCUGCCACGCUGAAGUUGGGCCACCUAACCUCAAGUAGACUCCCAUCUUUCCAAUGGAGCCAAAAAUUACUACCUUCACUCCUGAUUCUUGUUGUUCAGGGGCCAGGACCUACUAACAGUCCUCUUUAGUUCAAAAUCAUGCCCAUGCUCUCCCACCCUCGAUGAUACCAAGGGUAAGUUCUAUGGGUACUGCAUUUUAAAGCUUCUCCCUUCUAAAGCACCUGACCCUUAUUCCCAAAGCCCAGCUACACUGUUCUCCUUUCCCCUAAGAAAUCCUAUGCCUCAGAGCCUGGGGAUGCCAUUCUUCAUCUUGUGUUGCCACUAAACUCCACUGAUUAAAUGUAUUCACCCCCUAACCAGCCUUAGUCACCUCAUGCCUUUUGGCUGGAGCCUCCCUCCCCUCCUCCCCCCCCCCCCAUGAAGAAAACCACUGCAAUGCUCCUAUCACUUAAGAGGAUAUCUUUGUUUAAAAAAAAAAAAAAAAGAUGGGGGAAAAAAACCAGGAAAAGAAAAAGGUUUAACCGUCCAUUGAACAAAAAGGGAGGACACAAGACAUCAUUAAAAAUAAUAAUAAUUAUAGCAUAAAAACAAGCUUCAGAAACAUAUGUCAGAGGGCACAGAUUCUCCCUGGGACCUCACUCUGACCUCUCUAGUGGGGUGCAGGUCCACCUCUCACUAUCAUAGAAAACUGAAGAGAGAAGAAAAGAGUGGCAGAGGAACAGAUCGCUGCAGUGUGGAAAAGGGGGAGGUGGCAGGGAGGGGCAUGAGUAUGUGUUUUCUUGUUGGUUUCUUUUUUUUGUCUUCUGUUUUUUUUUUUUUUUUGUUUUGUUUUGUUUUCCGUGUAUGGUAGGCACCAGUACAGGCACUGCAUGCGACGGAAGUUGGGGGCAAAAGGAGAGAGGGAGGGAACAGAGG